Messenger RNA from Malassezia sympodialis ATCC 42132, 1092 nucleotides. RefSeq lists its product as uncharacterized. The transcript is spliced from 3 exons. Gene Ontology annotation, biological process: endoplasmic reticulum to Golgi vesicle-mediated transport; retrograde vesicle-mediated transport, Golgi to endoplasmic reticulum. The coding region runs from base 1 to 1092 and encodes 363 amino acids. The record is from RefSeq and is a predicted model, not a curated record. Lineage: Eukaryota; Fungi; Basidiomycota; Malasseziomycetes; Malasseziales; Malasseziaceae. Gene Ontology annotation, cellular component: endoplasmic reticulum; endoplasmic reticulum membrane; Golgi membrane.
AUGUACCUCAAAAGGUCCUCACAUGGUGGUCUUCUUACGGUUAUUUUGGGCCUAGUAAUGACCAUCAUGGCACUUGUUGAGAUUCGAUCAUACCUAUUUACAAGUCCUGAGUUUACGUUCGACGUCGACAACCAUAUUGGAAGUUUGAUGCAGCUCAAUAUUGACAUUACGGUUGCUUCACCUUGUAGCAAACUGGUCAUUGAUCUGCGGGAUGCCACAGGUGAUUUUGUACACUUCGACGAGAAUGAUCUCGUGAAAGAUCCAACACACUUUGAAUCAGAAAGGAGGCGUGCAGCUAGCAAGGGGCACCAUAACCAGUUCUACAAGCUGACACAUGCCCAAUACCGCAACCAAAAGAAAAUGCCCCGGAAGAACAAAAAGUCUGUUCGUGGUGGCCCCCGUCACAAAGAUUCGGGCUUUGAAGUGGUUGACAGGUCUAUCGACGGUGACAAUGCACCAGCAUGCCGCAUCUACGGCAGUAUCAAGGUAAAGAAAGUCACAGGGAAUUUCCAUAUCAAAGCGCUUGUUCCCGUAUUCAUGAUCCCCAAUGCAGGCCUUGACAGAGAUAUCAAUAUGUCUCAUAUUAUCCACGAGUUCAGUUUCGGCGACUACUUCCCCGAUAUUGCUGAGCCCCUGGAUUAUUUCUUAUCCGUGGUUCCUACCCAAUACAUCUCAGGCCGACGUGUCUUGAACACGAACCAGUACAGUGUGACGGAUUACAAGCGCGAUCCGAAAGGACAGGCCGCCUUUCCGGGAUUGUAUUUCAAGUAUGACAUCGAGCCUAUGACGAUGACGGUGCGCCAACACUCCAAGCCGUUGGUCGCCUUCUUGGUGCGUAUCACGAGCGUGCUGGGUGGUGUAUGGGUUUGCACAAACCUCCUUUUUCGCGUGUUGUAUCGCCUGAGAGUCAUGUAUCGGCGUUAUCUGCGGGGUGCUUCCUUAAACCUUGCAAAUGCAGCGACGCCCGACCCAAACCUGCACAGCACCCCUUAUUUCUCGGGACCUAUGGAUACAUCCAAUACGGGGUAUGACUCGUACAGUGUUUCGACCUCUCCCUUCGCGCACCCACCGGGCCAAACCACCAACUUCUAA